AUGUUUAAUGGAAACAAUAUGAGCACGAAACCGUACAGCCAAGUUCCUCUCGAUGAGUUCAGUGAUGACAGCAGCAAUGGGGGAGAUGACUUUGUCACCAGAAGCAUUCAGAACCAAAAGCUCCAAAUGCAAAAGCAGGAUCAAGGCCUGGAAAUGUUGAGCCAAUCGGCAAUACGCCUUGGAGAAAUGUCCAUGAAUAUUCAUGAUGAACUCAACCAACAAAACCAAAUGCUGGAUGAAAUGGAUAACGACUUGGAAACUGCAGGGGAGAAUCUUGACAUGAUUACACGAAAAACAAAGGAACUAAUAGAAAAAUCGGGCGGCAAGGGAAACUGCAUGCUGAUAUUGUGCCUCACCUUGACGGCGGUGGUUUUGUUCCUCCUGAUCCUUUACACCUAA
Messenger RNA from Seminavis robusta, 399 nucleotides. NCBI's taxonomy places the organism in Eukaryota, Bacillariophyta, Bacillariophyceae, Naviculales, Naviculaceae. The record is from the annotation of a GenBank genome assembly.